UUCUUGUCCUCUAGAUGGUAUCCUCUGAAAUCGAAGCCAGGCAAGAAAGAGAAGGAUCGCGGUCAGAUAGAGGUGGAGGUCCAGUUCAUCAGGAACAACAUGACGGCCAGUUUGUUUGACCUCUCCAUGAAGGAGAAAUCGCGCUCACCCUUUGGCAAGCUGAAGGACAAGAUAAAAGGAAAGCGGCAGGAUGGUUUGCCCGACACGGCGUCCGCCAUUGUCCCCAGCAUGAACCAAUACAGCGACGAGAGCGACACAGAGAUGCCUGAGGCAGAGAAGAAGAAAUCCAAGCUGAAGACCUUGUUCUCCAAGCCGGGACUGAAGAAGAACUCACUUUCCCAGUCCAUGUCUGUCCUUCCAACACUUCCACCAUCCCCCUCCCAGAGAACUGUACUGAGGCCUGGUGACUUCUCAUCCGACUUCAGGCAAGCCUCAGGAUCCCCCGUGUCCGAGAGUGAGUACUCGGGUCCAAUAAUCAGUCACAAAAGAACGGCCAGCGCAGACACCAAGCAGUGGAAUCAGAUCACCUCCGGAAACAAGAAGGAUGGACUGUCUAUAUUCAGCGGCUUGAAGUCCAAGAAUGACCCAAUGACUCGAUCCAACUUGUGUAUCAAUGGAAAUCACGUGUACAUGGAGGAGUCGGAACCCAAAAGUGACAGUUCCAAGGACAGUUCUUUGACCAACUCCCCCCAGAUCCCCCGGAAAAGUCCACUUUAUGCUUCAGCUGAGAAUCUGUCCUUCAAGCCAUCCAAGGAGACAGUAAACCCAUCCAGUGGUAAUGAGAAGGGGAUGACGUCUUCCACUUCUAAUUCUUCCCUCAAGUCUUCUGAACAGCCGGCGACCCAAACACCGCAGGUUGAGGAGCCAAGAUCAAAAAGUCCUCCACUGAUCUCCGAUGUCCCAAAAGAAGAAAAGAAGGACAAUAAGAAACCGGAAAACAAGAAGUCGUCUUUGUUGUCGUUUGUUACUGGGAAAAGGGAAACGCCCAAACCGGCAGAGAAUGAACAGGUUACUGCCGUCCCCUCGAAGAAAGAGGAACCCAAAGCAUCCAAUGGGCAGCGCCUUACAGAAGAAACCAGCAAGAAGACCUCACUGAACCCAUUUGAGGAGGAUAUGGUGGAGAAGAAACCAGAACCUCUGCCUAGUGAAAGGAAUUCUAAAACCUCUGCUGUCAAACCCAGGUGUGUAAUACUUUCAUGA
Molecule: messenger RNA, 1200 nt
Organism: Staurois parvus
Lineage: Eukaryota; Metazoa; Chordata; Amphibia; Anura; Ranidae
Source: the annotation of a GenBank genome assembly